AUGUCCAACCCGAAAGUGAUUGAUAAGCAACUGAACGGAGUCUUGGAGUUUGGUGAUGGCCAGGUCCGUCUUCGCACGAUGUGUGAGAGCCUGUACCAACUCGUCUUUGAGGUCAACGCUGAGUUUGGAGAGUUAGGUUUCCAUGCCAGCGAUAUCGUCAGAAACUUUGUCUUGGAACGCAUGAAAUUGUUCUGCAAGGCUGGCCACGGUUUGGGGCACCAUGGUAGAGAGCAAACGCAAACGAAAGUGAAGGAAGGCUCUGAUUACCAAUUGAUCGAUGUCGGUGGUGGUGAUGGCGAUGGCAGUGGUGAUGGCAAUGCAGUGGCGAUGGUGGUUUGUGGGGGAGGUAGUGGUGGAGGAGGUGGGGGUGGUAGUGGUGGUGGCGAUGGGAGUGAGGUGGUGGAGGAGGUGGGGGUUGAUAGUGGAGGUGGUAGUGGUAGAGGUGGGGGUAAGGGGGGUGGUGGUGGUGGUGCAGGUGGCGGCGGUGGUGACGGUGGUGAUAGUAAGGUGAUGCAGAAUGCAUAUUAUUAG
Molecule: messenger RNA, 531 nt
Organism: Prunus dulcis (almond)
Lineage: Eukaryota; Viridiplantae; Streptophyta; Magnoliopsida; Rosales; Rosaceae
Product: glycine-rich cell wall structural protein 1-like
Exons: 3
Coding region: 1-531 (176 amino acids)
Source: RefSeq, a predicted model, not a curated record